AAGGCAGUAGGGGAGCGGAUUCUCCCACUACGUCGCGCCGUUGGGUCUGUCAGGGGCCUCCCGCGCCGCCGCCUUGCUAUCUGACCAGCUGUAAGCAAUGUCCAGUGACCCGCCCCCACCCUACCCAGGGGGACCUUCUGCACCGCUACUACAAGAGAAGAAUGGCCCACCCAGCAUGUCAGACGGAGUCUCUGCUGCUGGAGUCCAGCCCCAUGGGAUGCCUGUGCCCCCUUCAGAUUUUGGGCCACCCCCGUACGAGCCACCCCUGCAGCCAGGGUACAUCCCUGCUCCCGUUUCUGCAGAUGGCUCUAUGCCCUACACGCCCCAUGGUUAUUAUCCACCCCCAGGACCUCACCCUCCCAUGGGCUAUUACCCGGCUGCGGGACAUUACCCCUCUCCUGGUGGCCACACAGCAGCUGUCAUUGUACCGUCGGGGGCUGCAACCACCGUCACCGUGCUGCAGGGAGAAAUAUUCCAGGGCAGCCCCGUGCAGACAGUGUGUCCUCACUGCCAGCAGGCCAUCACCACUGCGAUUACACAUGAGAUAGGGCUUAUGAACUUCCUCCUCGGCUUCUUCUGCUGCUUUGUCGGAUGUGAUCUGGGCUGCUGCUUGAUUCCAUGUUUAAUAGAUGACUUCAAGGAUGUGACCCACACUUGUCCUAACUGCAAAGCCUAUAUCUACACAUACAAGCGCAUGUGCUAACAGCACCCUCGGGAGCCACACCUGCUGGAAUGAUGUCACCUGCUCCUCCACACCGAUCUACACGUGCAGAAUGCUCCUUUGCUUAGC
Molecule: messenger RNA, 790 nt
Organism: Gopherus evgoodei (Goodes thornscrub tortoise)
Lineage: Eukaryota; Metazoa; Chordata; Testudines; Testudinidae
Gene: CDIP1
Product: cell death inducing p53 target 1
Exons: 5
Coding region: 98-703 (201 amino acids)
Biological process (GO): tumor necrosis factor-mediated signaling pathway; intrinsic apoptotic signaling pathway in response to DNA damage by p53 class mediator
Molecular function (GO): zinc ion binding
Source: RefSeq, a predicted model, not a curated record